Molecule: messenger RNA, 1191 nt
Organism: Eleginops maclovinus (Patagonian blennie)
Lineage: Eukaryota; Metazoa; Chordata; Actinopteri; Perciformes; Eleginopidae
Product: major histocompatibility complex class I-related gene protein-like
Biological process (GO): immune response
Cellular component (GO): external side of plasma membrane
Source: RefSeq, a predicted model, not a curated record
AUGCCACAUCCGCAGUUAAACAUUCCCUGGGCUUUUUUUUACACUGGAUCUACUGACGUCCCAAACUUCCCAGAGAGGGUUGGUGUUGUGGUUUUUGAUGGAGUUGAGUUUGCUAACUACGACAGCAACAUUAACAGAGUGGAACCCGAACGGAUGAAGAAUCAAUUAGAAGAUCAACCAAAAUACAUGGAUUUUUACACUCAAGAGUGCCGUUAUCAUCAAGACCACCUCAAACUAAACAUUGAGAUUUUUAUGAAGAUCUUCAACCACACUGGAGGAAUCCACACUUGGCAGGAGAUGUACGGCUGUCAUUGGAAUGAUGAUGUGGAGCUUAAAGGUUAUAUUCGGUAUGGUUAUGAUCGAGAAGACUUCCUAUCAUUUGACCUGCAGAUAGAGUCAGGGGUUGCUCAUAAAAAACAUGCAGUCCUCACAAAACAGAAGUGGGAUAAUAAUAGAACUCUGUUUCAACAGAAUAACUGCUUCUUCACCAUGGUUUGUCCAGAUUUGCUGAAGGAGCAUGUGUACUAUGGGAUGAGCUCUCUGUUAAGAGCAGGUCUCCCCUCAGUGUCUCUCUCCCAGAAGUCUCCCUCCUCUCCAGUCAGUUGCCACGCUACAGGUUUCUACCCGGACAGAGCCGUGAUGUCCUGGAGGAAAGAUGGAGAGGAGCUUCAUGACAACGUGGACCCCGGAGAGAUGCUCCCCAACCACGACGGAUGCUUCCAGAUGAGUGUUGACCUGGAACUUUUUUCAGUCCUAGCUGAAGACUGGAAGAAGUACCAAUGUGUGUUUCAGCUCUCUGGUGCGGAGGACAUCGUCAAAGUACUUAACGCAGCAGAUAUCAGGACCAACAACGAGAAUGCGUCUGAAAAUGCAAUGGUCAUUGCAAUAGCAAUAGCUGCUCGUCAUGUCAUCCCACUGGUCAUCAUGGUUUGCAAAAAGAAGAAAGGGGCAGCGCACCACGGCCCCAGGGGUACUCUCUGUCCCUGCUCCCCCUCUUGUCCCCUCCUGACCCUGUCAGACCCCGCUACAAUACCUGACCCCGCCCCAGAGAUGGGACGAUUGGAGUUCAAGCUGGUUGUGACCCCUGACCCCCUGACCCUCACUCCUGACCCCUGGACCCGUUCCCACGCCACGCCUUUUUGUGUCCACCUCGCCAUGGCAACACCUUGGUCACUGCUGCUGCCACGGUAA